GCAUAGUGUGUCCUUCUCGGAUCCCGUUCGCUUCCGUCUGUUCUUUUCUAACCGGAAGUGAGGCCUCCUUUUUCCUGCAGAUUUCGCCAUGGCUCGAGGACCGAAGAAGCACCUGAAGCGCGUGGCGGCGCCGAAGCACUGGAUGCUGGACAAGCUCACCGGAGUCUUUGCUCCGCGCCCAUCCACUGGUCCUCACAAGCUGAGAGAGUGCCUUCCCCUCAUCAUCUUCCUCAGGAACCGGCUGAAGUACGCCCUGACUGGAGAUGAGGUCAAGAAGAUCUGCAUGCGGAGGUUCGUCAAGAUCGACGGCAAGGUCCGCACGGACAUCACCUACCCCGCUGGCUUCAUGGAUGUGAUUAGCAUUGAGAAGACUGGAGAACACUUCCGUCUUAUCUAUGAUGUCAAGGGCCGCUUCACUGUUCACCGCAUCACAGCUGAGGAAGCCAAGUACAAACUCUGCAAGGUGAAGAAGAUUAUCAUUGGCACCAAGGGGAUCCCACACCUGGUCACCCAUGAUGCCCGAACCAUCCGCUACCCUGACCCACUUAUCAAGGUCAAUGACACUGUUCGCAUUGACCUGGAAAGUGGCAAGAUCACAGAGUUUAUCAAAUUUGAUACUGGUAAUCUGUGCAUGGUGACUGGAGGUGCCAACUUGGGGCGUAUUGGUGUGAUAACCAACAGGGAAAAGCACCCUGGCUCCUUCGAUGUGGUCCAUGUGAAGGACAGCACCGGCAACAGCUUUGCCACCAGGCUUUCGAACAUCUUUGUCAUUGGCAAGGGCAAUAAACCAUGGGUUUCUCUGCCCCGUGGAAAGGGAAUCCGCUUGACCAUCGCCGAGGAGAGGGACAAGAGGUUGGCUGCCAAGCAGGGAAGCAGCUAAGCCCAAUCAGAAUGGGCUACUGUGCAGAAGUGAUUUCAAAUAAAGGAUUAUUUACAGAAAAAACAA
Messenger RNA from Scleropages formosus (Asian bonytongue), 946 nucleotides. RefSeq names its product ribosomal protein S4 X-linked (gene rps4x). Gene Ontology annotation, biological process: translation. Gene Ontology annotation, cellular component: cytosolic small ribosomal subunit; ribosome. The transcript is spliced from 7 exons. Bases 89 to 880 code for a protein of 263 amino acids. Gene Ontology annotation, molecular function: RNA binding; structural constituent of ribosome. The record is from RefSeq and is a predicted model, not a curated record. Lineage: Eukaryota; Metazoa; Chordata; Actinopteri; Osteoglossiformes; Osteoglossidae.